CAUCAACGUAGCGAUACGGCGGCAGUCUAGCGCGAGCUCUUGCUCAGGAGACGCCCGUAGGAACCUUGCUCGUUUUCAGCGAACAAGGCAAAAUGCCCGCUCACCGUCAGCCUAACUCCUUAGUGGUGCUUAGUUUGGGACGUGUGUGCGAGCAACUCGACGGGACGUGCCGACGCUUGCAGUCGCUUUCGCAACGAUCCACCGCGACGCAAGCACUAGCCUUUGCAAAACGGCUGAUCAGACCGUACUAUGUGAACGCACUGCCGACUCGUUUGCGCUCCCGAGUGAUCGAGGAGACUUCAAGGAUGCUGUGCCUGCCGGUACCAUACGAGCCUCAUGUAGUUUCCGAACCCGCGAUACUAUUUCUACUGUCUCUCCUUCUUGAUCGUGACAUAAAACGACUGAAGGUCCAACUCUGCUGCUAUUACGGAUGCAGCUACCAAACGUCACUAUUGGAGUUACUCGCUUCGGAAGGAACUGGACUAGAGUCGUUGCACUUGUUUCGCUACUCCCUGCUUCGCAUGGACUGCAAUUUAUUGCGUACGGCAUUGUCGAACAUGAAAAACCUGACGACUUUGACACUUCGUAAUAUCGCCAAUGACGCUAUGCUUCGAGUUAUAGGCAAGACUUGUCCAAAGCUCGUGGUCCUGGACGUGGCUUGCUCGAGAGAAGUAACGGAUAUAGGAUUGAAGCAAUUGCUUCUGCACGUGGAGUUCAGAGAUAAGAUGCUCUCCGUGCCGGCACGAGAGUGCACCAGCUGGUCGCGACUCAAGAGACUACUCGCUACAUGGGGAAUAAACAACUCAAAAUCAGAGAAGAAGAAAAAACAAAAUAUACUGUUGGAGUAUUAUGAGAGCAAAAAUCCGCUGUGCCAUACGCUAAGAGUGCUGAACGUCGCCGAUACUUGUGUCACCGAGGCCGGUGUGUCGCUCGCUCUGUUAAAUAUUACACAACUCGAGUCCUUAGCGGAAUAUAAGUACAUAGGUCAUAUAGUGGAGACUGUAGACAUAGGUCGAUUGUCACUGAGUCUAACUGAAGCGAUCAGUUGCGAGACGACGCCCGUACAGCUAAAACUUUUAGCACAAUUGUGUCCAAAGAUAAGAAAGUUAUCUAUUGCCGAACCUUGGCAUUAUCCCGAGGCAUUGCGUGUCUUUCCUCACCUUACUUCGUUGAGCAUGCACAACAUAUCGGCGACGAAAGAAUGGUUAGAGAACUUGUACAAUUAUCUUCGAGUACAUGGUCAAAAUUUACGCGAACUUAGCCUUUGGAUAACGGCAGAGAAGGAAACGCCUUUGCAGAUGGACUUGAAGGAAAUUCUGAGCAGUUGUCCCAACUUACAUACUCUCGUCAACAAUGGGGCGAAAGUUACCUGGACAGAAGGACAUGAUCCUCCUCCUCUCAGGUAUUUGAGAAAAAUUGAACUCGGACACACAGUGGAUGCGUUAACAAUUACAAAAGUUUUCUCAUUGGUUCCGGAACUAACAGUGCUGCACGUUCACAGUUGUUUCGAUUUAACGAACCAACACUUUGCAAAAUUAUUAGGGUCGCCUAUCAAGUCCAAUAACAAUGAAAAAUCAAACGACGGCACUUUGUCAAAUUUGACGUGUUUCUAUAUUCACGAGGCGAGCAAAGUAUCAGCGAUCACUGUGCUAAAUAUGAUCAACAGCUACAAACGACUGAGGCAGAUCGGCAACUUGGCAAAUUGGGUUUUGGAUUAUGAGAGUGUUGUAAUAACUAUUGCACGUGCAAACUUGAACGUGGAUUUGUGUUCCGACCCACAUUGGAACUGGAAUAACUGUAUCCAAAUGACAUAACAAUCUGACUCUUCAUCGUCGAAAUAAUCGCGUCCUAAUACUCAUAGAUCGUGACACAAUUGAGAUUAGUUAUAUUCCCAUAUCGACUUGAUAUAAUAAUUGAUUAUAAUCAAUUGUAAACGAGUCCAGCUCGCAAUAUUCGAUUUCAUCGAAGUUAAAGAAGCACUGUUCUCUGUCAGAUCGUCUUUUUCUUUCUACGUAAGACAGUGGAACAAUGUAGACACUUGCAAGUUCCCAAGAUUGUUUUUCAUGUUACUGUUAACAAACGUAACGAGUUCAAACUUGGCCAAGUGGUUAGUCUCGCGCUACGUCACGUGCACGUAUUAUCGCGACGCUCGUCAGAUCAAUCAGUGGUAUAAUUGCUUCCGAUUUUUUGUAAGAAAUAAUUAAUAUGGCCUUGAAAAAGACUCACCUCUACU
Messenger RNA from Odontomachus brunneus, 2233 nucleotides. RefSeq lists its product as uncharacterized. Gene Ontology annotation, cellular component: SCF ubiquitin ligase complex. The coding region runs from base 93 to 1814 and encodes 573 amino acids. The transcript has 2 exons. The record is from RefSeq and is a predicted model, not a curated record. Gene Ontology annotation, biological process: SCF-dependent proteasomal ubiquitin-dependent protein catabolic process. NCBI's taxonomy places the organism in Eukaryota, Metazoa, Arthropoda, Insecta, Hymenoptera, Formicidae.